AUGGAAGAGGGAACGGUCACAGACCCCCUGGGCGGGUAUAUAGACCCGUCAGAAGAGGGAACGGAUACAGACCCUCUCGGUGGGUAUAUAGACCCACUGGAGCAGUAUCUGCUGUGGUCUGGCGUGGGGCUGGGGGGAGAGGAAGGGGGGGAGGAAGCGGGAGAGAAAGGUGAAGAGGUGAAGGGAGAGGUGGGGGAGGAGGGCGGAGGGGUAGGAGAUGAGGAGGGGGACGAGGUGGAAAAGGAGGUGGGGGAUGGGGAUGUGAGGGGAGAGGAGGGAGGGGAGGAGCGGGGUGAAGAGGUGGAGGCGACGGGAGAGGAGGUGAGGGAUGAGGUGGGGAAAGCGGGGAUGGAGAGGAAAGAGGGAAGGACAGGGGAUGAGAGGAGAGAGGAGGAGAGGCGAGACGAGGAGGGGAGAGAGGAGGAGGGGAGGCAGGAGGAGGAGAGAGAGAAGGGAGGACAAAAGGGGGGGCGAGGGGAGGGGAGGCAAGAGGAGGGGGAAGAGGAGAAGGAAGUUAUUGAAGGGCAGGAUGUAAGAGAGGUUGGAGGGGAGAGGGAGGGGAUGGAAGGGAGGGGAGUGAGGGAGGUUGGAGGGGAGACGGAUGGGGGCGAAGGGAGGGGAGUGAGGGAGGUUGGAGGGGAGAGGGAGUGGGGCGAAGGGAGGGAGCAGGAGGGACGGGAGAGACAGGGAGUGGGGGAUGAGGGGCAGGGUGUGGAGUGUGGUGGCGGCAGAGAGAAUAAUGGGCAGAAUGAGAAUUAUAAGGAGAAUGAAAUUAGUGAGGCGAGAGAGGAUGACGAUGUGGUGGAAGUGACAGUGAUGGGAAAGGGAGAGGGAAAGGGCGGUAAAGGAGGAGGGGAGGUGGGGAAUGGUAGAGAGGCGAGGGAAGGCGAGGGUAUGGGGCGUGACUGGGGGGAGUGUGACGUUGAGGAGUGUGAGAUAGUGGAGGGGAAUGUUCGGGGGAGGGAUGGUGAGGGAAGGGAUGUUGAAGAGAGAAGGGGAAGGCGAGUGGCUGGUGAAGUGAGAAGAGGGCGAGUGGGAGAGAAAGGCAGGAGUGGACGGGAGAAGGGGAAGGUAAAGAAGAGAGAAAGAGAGGGAAAGAGGAGUCGGAGAGGGACAGAGAAGGCGAGGGCACAUGAGGAGGAGGAGGGAGAGUACGGAGGGGAGAGGGAGGAGGAAGAGGGUGAAGAGGUGGAGGAGAUUGAAAUGGUGGAGGGGGGGGAGAAGGAGGAGGAGAAGAAGGUGGGGGAAGAAGAGGUGAAGGGCAGAAAGAGGGGACAAAAGCGGAGUAAGCACGAGGAGAGGGAGAAUGAGGGGAAUGAUGAGGGUAAGGAGGAUGAGGAUGAGGAGGAGGAGGUGGAGGAGAUAAAGCAGAAGUCGUUUGUGUGUCCACACGAGGACUGCAGAAGGGCGUUCGGGAGGAAAUACCACCUGCAGCGCCACAUGCAGUCACACGCCCCCGACCGGUUCCCCUGCCCACACCCGCAGUGCACUCAGACGUUCAGCCUGCACGCCAGCAUGCAGCGGCACGUGAGGGAACAGCACUGGGAGGAGGAAGGGAUCAGAGACCGGCUGGAUAGAGUGAACAGAGAGAGCAAGGGGAAGCAGGAGGAGGAGGGGGGGAUUGGUGAUCGGGUGCGUAGAGUGAAGAGAGAGAGUAAGGGAGGGGGCGCGGAGCAUAAGCUUCAGGAGGAGGAGGAGGAGGCGCAAAAGAGAGGGCAGCCGAAGGGACAGGGGAAAGCAGAGGGGAAAACAGAGGAGAAAGCACAGUAUGCACAGGAGAAAACAGAGAAAGCACAGGAGAAAAAAGAGAAAGCACAGGAGAAAACUCAGAAAGUACAGGAGAUAAUACAGGAGAAAUCGAAGGAGAAAACACAGGAAGAAGCGCAGGAUAAAACACAAGAGAAGGCAUGCGAGAAGGCAGCAGAAGCAACAGGAGGGAGAAGAGGAGUGGGGAACGAGGGGUUAGGCGGGAAAGAGGAGAGGAGAGGAGAGGAAGAGGAUUGGAGAAGGGAGGAGGAGGAGGAGCAGAGAGGACGGGAGGACAGGAGAGCAGGGGAGGAGGAGAGGAUAGGAGGGGAGGAGGAAAGGAGAGGGGGGGAGGAGAAGAGAGGAGGGGAGGUGGAGAGGAGAGGAGGGGAGGAGGAGAGGAGAGGAGGGGAGGAGGAGAGGAGUGGAGGGGAGGAGGAGAGGAGUGGAGGGGAGUUGGGGGAGGGAGGAGGUGAGGAGGAGAGAAAAUUGGGCGACGAGGGAGCUGGAAAGGAGUCGUGUGUGGUUGAGAGUGGUGAGGAGCGGUGUGAUACUGAAAUGCGUGAUACUGAAUUGUUUCAUACUGCUGAAGCAGACAGGCAAGAAUCUGCUGACGUGGAGGAGGAUAACAGGGAGAUCCUUGGGACCAAUGGGAGAGAAGGGGCGGUGCAAGGGAUGCAGGGCCACCUGCAGCAAAAGAAGCGGCACCUGAAGAAACACCUGGAGAAUGUUGAAGAUCACCUGGAGGUUCACCUGAAGGAGAAGGAGCAGCCUGGUAAGGAGAUGAAAAAUCACCUGAGCCAACAGAAGGAACACCUGAGGGCAAUGAGGGAGCACCUGAGGAGGAAGGAGAUUCUCUUGAAAGAGGAGGAGGAUUAUCUGAGGCGGCAGCAGGAGCACCUGAGGCAACAGAGAGAGCACCUGAAACAACAGAACGAUGACCUGAGGCAACGAGAGGAGCAGCUUGCAAGGCAAGAGCAACACUUGGGGGAACACCUGAGGGGGGAGCACUUGGGGGAAGAGCACCUGGGGGAAGAGCACCUGGCGGGCCACCUUAAGGGGAACCUGAGGGGGAAGCACGUGGGGGGAAAUGGGUUGCUGCUGCUGCAGGAUGCUGUAUGCUUGUGCUCUGCUGCUGCUACUACUGUGGGGACGACCAGAGGUGGUGUGGCAGCUGGUGAUGCUGAUGUGGCAAAGGCUGUUGGUGAUGUGGCAGGUGCUCAUGAUGAUGUGGCAGAAGCUGUUGGUGAGGUAACUGCAACCGACGCUGAUGCAAUGGCGACCGGCGGUACGAGUGGGGCCGGUGGGGGGCCCGGUGGGGGGCCUGGUGGGAGUGCUGAUGGGAGGAUCAAGGAGGGCGUGAGGGAAGUGGAGGGGGGGAAGACGCGAGGAGAAGGAGGUGGGGCGGGUGAGGGGAAGGUGGAGGUUGGCGAAGGAGCAAUGGCAUCAGAAGUGGCAUCAGGGGGGGUACGAAAGUACAAGCAGGCUGGGAUGAUGAGCUGGAAGCGCAGGAGGUGGUGUGAUAAGGACAUGGCAAGAGAUGAGGUUACGGCCGGAAAGCUGGUGAAAGGUAGAGAAAGAGAUGGGAAGUCAAGGGAGAGGACGUCAGAAGCAUGCAAAACUACUGAAGAAAGGCAAGCAGAACGCGGCAUGGGAAUGUCAACAGGAAGCGAAGGAGAAGAAGACACGUCAAGUGACGAGGACACAGAUGCAACAGCACCAGGGGAGGGCAUGGCGGGCGUAGCAGAGGGAGCGGACGGAACAGCGGCAGCAGGGGAAGGCACAUCAGAGGGAGCGGACGGGGCUAUCUGUGGCUUCUGCUUCACUGCCUUCCCGUCCCUCCCUGCCUUGGAGCAACACACACAGCAGCACCACUGCUCCGUGCCCUGCCCGCAGUGCAACAAGCACAUCUCUUUCUCGCGCUUCAAGCGACACCUCAAGGAGCAUGAGCUGGAGCAACGACCAUCCCACCCGUGCAAGGUGGAUGGGUGCAGCAAGGCGUUCAGCUCUCCCAGCAACCUGAGAACGCACAUCAGGGCGUGCCAUCAGAAGGACCGCCCCUUUGCCUGCUCCGUCCCAGGCUGCUCCCAGCGCUUUGCAUACAAAGUCAACCUCUCGCGGCAUAUUGCAGCCAUACACGAGAUGACACCCGCACAGGUGAGAGCAGUGAGCAGUGAGCCUUAG
This is a messenger RNA of Closterium sp. Naga37s-1, 3930 nucleotides long. Lineage: Eukaryota; Viridiplantae; Streptophyta; Zygnematophyceae; Desmidiales; Closteriaceae. The record is from the annotation of a GenBank genome assembly.